GUGCGGCGGCGGCGGCGGCGGCGGCGGCGGCAGCGGCAUGGCCGUCUGGACCCGCGCCUGCAAAACGGGGCUGCUGGAGCUGCUGCUGCGGGAGCGCUGGGUGCGGGUGGCGGCGGAGCUGAGCGGCGAGGCGCUGAGCCUGACAGCGGAACCGGGAGGCGGCGAGGCGGCGGUGCUUAACGGCGUGGUUAACGGCAACGCGGAGGCGGCGCCCGGUUGCGUGCGGAGGGUGCGGGUGGUGAAGGCGGAGGCGGGAGGGCUCGGUAUCAGCAUCAAGGGAGGUCGGGAGAACCGUAUGCCGGUGCUCAUCUCACGUAUCUUCCCGGGGCUGGCGGCGGAGCGGAGCGGGGCGCUCCGCCUGGGCGACGCCAUCCUCGCCGUUAACGGCGUCGAUCUCCGGGAUGCCACCCACGAUCAAGCCGUCCAGGCGCUGAAGCGAGCCGGGAAGGAAGUCAUCCUCGAAGUGAAGUUCAUGCGGGAGGUGACCCCCUACAUCAAGAAGCCGUCGCUGGUGUCGGACCUGCCGUGGGAGGGGGCCGCCCCGCAGUCGCCCAGCCUGAGCGGCAGCGAGGACUCGGGGUCCCCCCAGCACCAGAGCCCCCGCGACCGCAAAGUGAUCCCCCUGAAGAUGUGCUUCGCCGCCAGGAACCUCAGCAUGCCCGACCUGGAGAACCGGCUGAUCGAGCUGCACUCGCCGGACAGCAGGAACACCCUGAUCCUGCGCUGCAAGGACACGGCGACGGCACACGCCUGGUUCACGGCCCUGCACGCCAACAUCACCGCCCUGCUCCCCCAGGUCCUGGCCGAGCUCAACGCCACGCUGGGCACCGGCGGCGGCGCGGCGGCCGGCGGCAGGGAGGUGAAGCACAUCGCCUGGCUGGCCGAGCAGGCGCGCCUGGACGGAGGGCGGCAGCAGUGGCGGCCGGUCCUCAUGGCGGUGACGGAGAAGGACCUGCUGCUGUACGACGGCAUGCCCUGGACCAGGGACGCCUGGGCCUCCCCUUGCCACAGCUACCCGCUGGUGGCUACCAGGCUGGUCCACUCGGGCUCGGGCCACCGCUCGCCCGCGCUGGGCUCGGAGCUCACCUUCGCCACCCGGACUGGCUCUCGCCAGGGCGUGGAGAUGCACGUCUUCCGCGUGGAAACCCACCGGGACCUCUCCUCCUGGACGCGCAUCCUCGUCCAGGGCUGCCACGCCGCCGCCGAGCUGAUCAAGGAGGUGUCUGUGGGCUGCACGCUGGGCGGGCAGGAGGUGCAGCUCUCCAUCCACUACGAGGGCGGCUUCACCAUCUGCCGCGAGGAGCCGGGCGGCAGCGUCCUCUUCCGUUACCCCUACGAGAGGCUGAAGAUGUCGGCGGACGACGGCAUCCGGACCCUCUACCUGGAUUUCGGGGGCCCCGAGGGGGAGCUGGCGCUGGACCUGCACUCCUGCCCCAAACCCAUCGUCUUCGUCCUGCACACCUUCCUCUCGGCCAAAGUCACCCGCAUGGGGCUGCUGGCGUAGGUGGCCCCAGCCCCCCGCCCGCCUCCCCCCACCACAAACCAGCUGGGGAAUGUAGAGGGGGGCCCCCCCCCCCACCCCACCCCACCAGUGCCUUGCUGGGGCCGGGACUCAGCGCCCCGAGAGCCGCCGGGGAUAGGCAGGGUGGCUGCUCCGGGGUGGGGGGGGGGAUGAGCCUCUCCUGCUCCACACACCAGUGGUCCUGGCCCCCCCAGCACAAAUGGGGGGGGGCCGGGGCACAUACACCAGCUUUAACCGCCCCCACCCCCCCCCAGGCCCAAAGCCAUCACUGAUCUCACCACCUGUGCCUUGGAGGGGGGGUGAGCCUGGCCCCCACACCUGGGGGUGCUCCCCCCCCUCCCUGUGUCUGGGGGAGCCAGCACCCUCCCUGCCUUGGGGCUCCCCCCCCCCGCCGUGGGUCACGUUGUUCCUGCAUGGGAUGGGGCUUGGGUCCCCUUGCCCCCCCCACAGGGUUUGGGGGACACACACACUUGUCUUACUCGGGGCACUCACAGAUGCAAAAGGGGCUCCACCCCCCCCCCCCCAGCAGCUGCCCACAGGGCGCAGCAGUGACCCCCCCCCAACCUCCCAAAGCCAGAAAA
Messenger RNA from Tyto alba (common barn owl), 2103 nucleotides. It is a transcript of the gene SNTB2, whose product is annotated as syntrophin beta 2. Lineage: Eukaryota; Metazoa; Chordata; Aves; Strigiformes; Tytonidae. Gene Ontology annotation, cellular component: intracellular anatomical structure; synapse; dystrophin-associated glycoprotein complex. The transcript has 7 exons. The record is from RefSeq and is a predicted model, not a curated record. Bases 38 to 1504 code for a protein of 488 amino acids. Gene Ontology annotation, molecular function: protein binding; structural molecule activity.